This is a messenger RNA of Cavia porcellus (domestic guinea pig), 1317 nucleotides long. RefSeq names its product basic salivary proline-rich protein 3-like. Lineage: Eukaryota; Metazoa; Chordata; Mammalia; Rodentia; Caviidae. Bases 1 to 1317 code for a protein of 438 amino acids. The transcript has 2 exons. The record is from RefSeq and is a predicted model, not a curated record.
AUGGUGGGGAGGCUGGGGCGGACGGAGGGGGGCAGCCUGACACCCGCCGCCACCACCGCCACCAGCAAGUCCAGUGUGAGCGGCUUGGCAGUGAGGAUGGAGAGGAUGAUAAUCCCGGCGGUCGCCCUACUAACGGUGGGUAGCGCGACAGAGCAGGAGCGCUGGCACACGCAGGAGGCGGCGGCGCCAAAUCGCUUAGAGGGGGUCGUGGACACCCGCCCGCCCCCUGCAGGCCCCUGGCCCCGGGCUCCUGGUCAACCUCCCUGGUGUCCCAACGAUCUGGGAGCCGGCCAGUCCGGCCGCCUGGCUCUCGGCGCCCCCGGCCCGGGCCUGGGGUGGCCAGUGACAGCUCGGCGGCGGCGGAGCGCGGGGAGCCCGCGACGCCACGGCCCCCUCCCAGGGUCACACCCUCCCGGCCGGGAGGAGGCAGCACAGCGUCCAGCCACGAGCUGGUGGGAAACUGGACGGGGGUCGCCAGUGACUGCCCCCCAGCUCCAGCCGCUGACAGGAGGCCGAGAGAGAACAGAACCCAAUUGCAGUGCCCCCGUGGCGCCCCCCGCUAUGAAGUCCGGCCGGGACCUCUCGCCGGGCCUCAGGUGCGGGUCCCACCCGCAGCGGGAGGCGAUGGCUGGGGACCACGCACGGGGCCGGGAGGGAAAAGUUUCUUUUCCUGCUCCGGCGCUGCCCACCCAGGGAGGCUACUGCUCUCCCCGCCUUUCGCAGGCUGCAGGCGCUUGCGCCCCACCCCCACCGCGCCGUGGGGGGGCCCGAGGAGGGGCGGGCGGCGGGUGUCUGCGCGCGGGGGCGUGGAGGGAGCGCGGCGGCCGCCGCCGGUCCCCUCGUGCUGACGGCGGCACAGACGCCCAGCGCGGUGAGCUCGGAGCGCUGCUGGGAGCCAGGACCCCUCCCCCGCCGCGCGCCCCCGCGCCGCCCCGCGCGCCCCCGCGCCCUCGCGCCAGCCCCGGCAGACACCUACGCAGAUGCGAAAGUGAAAGGGGGGGACCGAGCUGGCUGCUGCGGGGUGGGGGGAGGGCUGGGGGUGCGCGGAGCGAGGCGCCCGCCCAGCCAGAUCGCGGGGCUCUCCCGUGCCCGCAGCCUCUCCUAAGUCCCCAGCCUCCCCCCGCCAGGCACACUAGUCUUCGUCGUCUGGAGACGAGUGUGCGCGUGAGGGUGCGCGCGGGUUCGCUCUCACUCGUGGGUGUGCGAGCCUUGUGCCCCAGACUUGGCCACUGCCGAGUACCCCAAACCCUCGGGUGGAGGGAGUGCGAGUGUCACUGCCAUUUACGGACAGGUUCACCUGCUUGUUCUUCUUUAUGA